This is a messenger RNA of Oncorhynchus gorbuscha (pink salmon), 1882 nucleotides long. RefSeq lists its product as uncharacterized. The coding region runs from base 55 to 1422 and encodes 455 amino acids. Lineage: Eukaryota; Metazoa; Chordata; Actinopteri; Salmoniformes; Salmonidae. The transcript has 7 exons. Gene Ontology annotation, biological process: immunoglobulin mediated immune response; cytokine-mediated signaling pathway. Gene Ontology annotation, molecular function: protein binding; cytokine receptor activity. The record is from RefSeq and is a predicted model, not a curated record. Gene Ontology annotation, cellular component: external side of plasma membrane.
UUAGGUGCCAUUGAUGAUCUCAGUUAUCGAGCAGAACAGUCCAUUGUUGCCCUCAUGGCUGUGAAACAACAGCUAAUCAGCUCACUGGUGUUGUGUUACCUGAUUCAAUAUGUUGCAUGUUUCUGCAAUGUCACCUGCACCACAGACUACAGUACAUCCCUGAACUGUUCCUGCUCAGGCACAGUGCCCUCGUCUCCCAUUCUCCUUGAGGCAGAGUGCAGAGAUUCUGAAGACCAAGUGAAUGAUAGCUGUGAAAUAACACCCUCACAAAGCUGGUGUAUAAUACAACCAGAAGAUUUUUUCAUGUUAAUAUCCACUGACACUACUUGCACUGCAAGAGUAAAACACACAGGAAAUGAAGACAAAAUGAAAACGGAUGACUCAACUGACUGGAAAUUGUAUAAAUUAGUGAAGCCGCAGCAUCCAGUCUAUGUACAAGUGACAGAGAACAUUGACAGCUACAACAUCACUUGGCAGAUGGAUGAAAACAUUUACCUUGAUAAAUUCUUAAUGUACAGGGUGCGGAUUACAACACAUAACUAUUUAAAGGAUCCAGUCUAUUACCCUGUAAGAGAAGACCAGAAGUACCUAGUGCUAAACAGCCUUCAACUGCAACCAGGAACUGAGUAUGUGGCAAAUGUUCAGGCCUCAGUGAACCCUGUGUGUAACUACCAAGGUCCCUGGAGUGAAUGGAGCUCCACCGUAGAAUGGAGGACUACAGAUAAGAAAUGGGUUGGAUCUGUCUUCAUCUUCAGUGAGCUGGAUCCCUUGGAGAAAAACCCACCUACACAGAGGAUGACUGAGAAGCAGCUAGACAUCCUCGGGCUGUCCAGGCUGAGUGUGGAGGAGGAUGGCAGCAGUGGGGACCAGGGCACCUGUCACUCCGCUGGACACGUCUCCAUCAAUACUGUGAUGGUGUCUGGGGAGGAAGGAGCUUUGUCAGGGAGUUCUUGGGUGACAUACAAGUGCAGCCAAGGUAGGGAAAGCUUCUCCCAAUAUACUGGAGGCAGCAGAGGAGGUAUGGACAGUGAGACGGAGGGCCCUCUUGGUGCUGGGGCAGAAGAGGAAGGAGGGUUAUCUGGGCAGAGUAGAAGACGGGCAUCAACGGGCCUGCCUGCUAUGAAGUGUCAGCUCCAGCUACAGGCCCGCAACUAUCAACCAGAGCAGAUUUCAUUGGACUCAGAGGACGGCUACCCUCCCUUGGUGCUGGAUCUGGACAGUGUGGACACCAUUGACAGUGGAGUCUUUGUUGAGUCUGACUGUAGCAGUCCUGUGAACACUAACUUUGAAUCUGAGAAGCAGAUAGACUCUGCUUUACUGAGUGGGGUAGGCAGUUCCCCUUCUGAAUAUGUCAAACAGUGGGUGACGGGUAACACUAUGCAAGAGGACACAACCAACUCAGGACAGAACAGGACGAUGUGAGUUCUCCCUCAUCUCCUGUGUCACUGACAGUGUUUCAGCAUAUUUGUAAAAUUCCUUACUUUCCCUGGUAUAGGUAUAUUGUUCAUAUUGUCAUCAUGUUUUUUUUAAAAGUGGAGUAGGAAUGAUUUCUUCCCAACAUAAAAAUUGUUUGUCGUAGUAAUACAAUAAUAUUGUUUGACAAUAGUUGUCAUGUUGCAUUAUGUAAAUAGAUGUAGAUUACUCAUUUUGGCCUUCCCAGACCUAGAUUUUGGCCUUUAUGUAAAUUAAUCAUUUUUUACGGCUUCAUUUCUCAUGCAUUUUCCAUGUGGAAGGGGUAUUGUUUUUAUAUCAUGUUUGUCAUCUAAUGUUUCUUAUGUUUGUGACAAUGGAUCCAGUUGAGUUUGCAUUCAUUUUCAAUCACUUGUUAAAUCUUUAAAGGGAUAAUCCACAGUUGCUACAUCCAUCCAUUUUUUGACUUAUA